Episyrphus balteatus (marmalade hoverfly) is the source of this 5622-nucleotide messenger RNA. It is a transcript of the gene THADA, whose product is annotated as thyroid adenoma-associated protein homolog. The record is from RefSeq and is a predicted model, not a curated record. Gene Ontology annotation, cellular component: cytosol. The transcript has 11 exons. Gene Ontology annotation, biological process: tRNA methylation. Lineage: Eukaryota; Metazoa; Arthropoda; Insecta; Diptera; Syrphidae. The coding region runs from base 161 to 5293 and encodes 1710 amino acids.
AAUUUUUCUUCGAAAUAAAAAAAAAAAAAUAAAACAAGGCGGUGUGCGGUUAAUCGGAAAAUCUUUUCGUUUCAGAAAAAAACCAAGAAAUUUCAUAUAAAAACUUUCAAUUUAUUUACAAACCAAUUCUCAAAUUCAACACAAAUUAAAUUUAAUUAAAAUGAAUUCACUUAAUUUACGCGUAUCAACAGUUAAAACAGGUGAAAAUGCAAAGAAAAAUUCCGAAAUGCGUUCGUCCCUUGUUAGCUUACCGAAGCACUAUGAAAAAAGCGAAGAAAGUUAUUGCUUGGAAUUAAAAAACUCAACCAGCAUUCCAGAGCAAGUGGCAGUGGUUAAAAACGUGUGUAGCAUUAUUUUCAAAAACAUUGGCAAAAAUUCUGCUGUUUUGCAGUUUCUCACAGACCUUUACUUCUAUACUCCCCUAAAGCAUCCAGUAAGGAAUCAAAUAUCAAAGUUAUUAAUAACAGCUGCCCGCCUAGAAACUGGAGGAAUUGAUGAGAACACAAUUGUCGAAUCACUUGCAGACACACUUGCACGAUUAUUGGAUGAUGCCAAGGCAUCAACUGAAAGUUCUAAAUGGAAUCUAACUGUGACUUCAAUAGCUGGCUGUUUUGAGAACUUUGGCUGUGGUCUGAAAGCCUUGGAAUCUAAAAUACAAAUCGUAUUUCCAUUUUUGUGUAGUUCUUUGCAGCGGUAUUUAACAGAAUUGAGUGUCCUCAGCUCACCAUCUGUAAGAAACGAAUACUACCUUUAUGUACACAACUCAAUUAGACUCAUUCUUUCGUGUGCCCAAGAGUAUCCCGAAAUCUUGCGACUUCAUCACUCGGAACAACUCAAAAACCUAAACACUGUGUGUAAGCAGAUAAUAAACGACGAUGAAAUUCCAAUGGAUCCACGGACAAACUCGGGUAUCCUUAUGGCGUAUAUUGCAAAAAUAUGCUCCAACUAUGAAGCCUUCAUCCAUGAAGUUAAAUUAGCUAAAAAUUCUAAUGAAAUUGUACUUUGUGUUGGUAUUGUCAACACAUUCGACUACCAUGACUUUACUCAACUCUCCAAAGACAUUCGCGACAUUUGCACUAAAAUUGACGACAUGGCUAAUGCAAAUUCAACUGCUCCCAAUAUCUUAUUAUGUGCAGCUCGAUCACUUUUUCAGAUUUCGAAAAUACUUUUAAAUUUUGAUUUGCGAAAUAAUGAAAUGAGCGAAGACACAAAGCUAAUUUUAAGAAAACUUCUAAUAUUUGCAUUCUGUUAUUUAGAACACCACAUGGACAGUGUUCGACACUUAUGUAGAGACCUACUACGAAAUGUUAUUGCUUUGAGUAAGAAGAUUUCUUUUAGUUAUCUUUUGCAAAAAAUUUUCGACGCUUGCAAUUCAGAAAGACUCUCCAUGUCAAUGAAAUGUAUAGUUUUGCUUCAAGCUGUAUCGAUACUAGGCAGUCAGGAUAUUAUAAAAAACUGCAAGGAACUAUUUAGUACAUUGUUUGCUGAAAACCUUGGACGCGAUUUUAUAGUCAAUAAUCUAUUUGAAGGCUUAAUGGCUUCCAGUCACAAUGAACUUGAUUUUGAAGCAUGGAAAGAUCUUUGGAUCACGUAUUUAUUAGAAAUUGCUGCUAAAAACGAUGCAAGGCUUCCAGAUGUAGAAGUGCUUUUAGUAAAGGCAGUCAAAUGUGAACCUCGCAUUGUACAACAUAUCAUUGAACAUACCAGUGAAAUUCCAAUCAGUACAAAACUAUCAGCUUUAUGGGCAGUUCGUAAAAGCGGCAUAAAAAUGGAUAAUUUCAGUGAAAUUCUCAACGGUUUUUCGACAAAUCUUUUACAUUCAAUUCUCUCGAAUUGUGACGAUACCCGUAUUAUGGCACUACGCUUGCUCGUUGAAACGCACAAAACUACAGAGCUUCUCACUGAGCUUGAGUGUGAACAUAUCUUGCUUUUUCUAGAGUACAAUUCAAAUUGUCAGAGCCCAGCUGUUAGACAAAAAACACUUGCACUUUUAGGCAAAGCUCUGAUUAGAUGUGAACUCAAUCUAGUCAAGGUGCUGAAAGACAAUUCUCCAGCCGAGAAACAACGGUACAACAAAUUUGUAAUGGAUUUCAUUAAAAUCCUUGUUGACAAUCUAUUUCAAGGUGCGAAUUUUAGUCGUCGUUCAAUAUCUCUGCAGUUGCUUGAAAUUUGUGUUCGUAUUUUGGUUAACUGCGAUCUAAAUUUAGAUGAAUUUCUGCCGAAAAAUGCCGUCCAAACGCUGAUAGAAGUCUUAAAUGACACCUAUGAAGCAAACAAAGAACUUUCUGCAUCGAUUCUUAGACUUAUUGAAGACAAAAAAGGGUGUCGAGUUUUUGAAAAAGAGUCAAUAGACCAGAUUAAGGAGUUACUGGUGAGCGUACGACCAGCAGACUCUGUGACAGGAGCAUAUCGCUUAGAAUUCUUUUGUAAUAAAGGCAGUCCCGAUGCCUUUGGGAAAUUCGAGGUUACUCGAUAUUGCCCAGUGCAUUAUGCUGCCCUGAGAUGGACCUUGAAUAUUCUUAAAGAUGGACUUCGAUUAGGAAAGGAAUCAAUUUUGUUAGCAGCAAAAUCAAACCCUUUGUAUGGAGUUCUUUUUGCAGUUAAACAUCUUCUCAAAAAAUUGGACUUUCAAGGAUUUUCGAAAGACAUCGGAUGGCGGAUACUCAUUGCUGAAGUUAUAGUCAUAUGCAAAGAAUUGACUACUGUUGUUGGACCAGUAGUGAAUAAUUCUUCACCCGAGGGGCACUUGCCAAAUGACUUCAGUGAACUCCCAGAGCAUUUCCGCGGAGCAGAAAAUAAAUCUAAAACGCCGCGUAAAAUAUUAUCAUCGAAAUCCAAACUUAGUCAAGAUAAUCUUAAGACUACCCCACAAAUGGUUCUUUUGUGUGCUUGGCGAACGGUGAAAGAAGUUUCUCUGAUACUGGGAGAAGUUGUGCUACGAUCGCCUAUCCAAUAUAAUAAAGCAACUGAGAAUUUUUUGGUCACCAAAGAGCAAAUUCUAGAGAUCGGAGAACACUUCAAGUUGCUUCUUUCGGAGACAAAACAUCGUGGAGCCUUCGAGCAAGCAUACGUUGGAUUUUCAAAGUUAUGUGCUCGAUUGUGGCGUGUUGAAAGUCAUGAUUUGAACAUCCUUCCAAUGACGUGGUUGCGAGAACUGUUAACAAUCAUUUCCAAGGAUGAGCAAAUAAAUGAAAAAAUUUGUUCAACUCGUCGCAGUGCUGGAGUUCCCUUUAUGGUGCAAGCCUUAAUAACAUCUGAACUUCAGGUUGGAACAACAAGGUCAUUAUAUUUCUGCAUGCAACAACUUAUGCAGCUCUGUGGAAACGCCGAUAGAAGUACUGAGGCUAGGAGUCAUGCUUUGAAUAUAUUAAGAGCGCUCUUUCGAUGCACUGAUCUAAAUGAGACUAUCGGCGAGUUUGCUAGCGCUGGAGUCAUGUGUUCUUUACGUGGCUAUGAAGCGUCUACGUGGUCUGAAAAAAAUUCAGCAACUUUAUUAUUUUCAGCUUUAAUAACACGUAUUUUUGGAGUUCAACGAACUCGAGACUCGGACAAUUUAAGUAUUCGCAAUAAAAUGACUGGAAGAAUAUUCUUUUUGCGAUAUCCCAAGUUGUAUGAUUUCUUUUUGGAUGAGUUACGUAAAGCUAGUUCUUUGAUAUUACGUCAUGAAAAAGCCAACAAAUUACAUCCAUUAUUACUUAUGCUGAGUAGAUUAUAUCCAUCUGCAUUAGAAGGAACCGAGUCAAAUUUAAAGCUUUCUGAAUUUAUUCCAUACAUAUCGAACUGCUCAGGAUGUCCCGAAAUGCAAACAAGGUAUUUGGCAGCAAAAGCUAUUGUUGCAUUGAUUUCAGUGGAUUCAUUGCCAGUUGCUAUCUUGAGAAAGUGUGCUGAAGUUUUAAUUUCAGCAGAUGAUCCAAAAUCGAUUAACUUGAAUGUUCUUCAUGGCCACUUGCUACAGAUUCUCUUCCUUAUAAAAGCACUUAAAACACAAGAAGUUGAGCUUAUUGGUGACAUAUGCUCAACUGUGGUCACUUUUCAUUCAAAAACUAAAAUCAAUAAUGCAGUAAUAUUGAAAGUAAUGCUGGAUAUUUUCAUUGAGAUUUUAAGUGGAACUAAAAAUCUCAAGCUUCCCCAAGAGACCAUACAAAACCUACUGCAUUUCUCACAACAAAAGCACUUUUACACAAGUGAACUUUCCUUUUAUUAUCCCGUAUUUCGUAAAUCAUUAUACAUCUACAAUUUACACAUGUUGCGACUGACUUUACCAUUUGGAGCCUUAUCCGACUUUUUACUGUCUCCUCCUAUCACACAUGAGAGCAUCUACCUCGAACAGGCAGAAACAUGCCUUAAUAUUAUUAUUUUAGUUUUAUAUAAAAAACGUUCGCUUACCGAAGAUUUAGAGGAGUACGAACUUACAGAAUCUGAAAUUGCAUUUAUGAAAGUUCUACCCGACGAUAUGCUUGAUCAAUUGCACGACGAAUUGAAAAGUAGCAAAAAACUACAUGCAACGCUUAAAGAAGUCACACAAAUACCAAAAUUUUAUCCAGAAUGUGCAAUGAAAGCAUAUGCAGCAUUAAGUCAAUUAGAUGUAUUUGAUUUCACUCUAACGCAAUUAAUCAAAGAAUCUAAAAAACAUCCAGGCGAUGUAAAAAGCCCCUUAACACUAUGUGUUGAACGAUUGGUGCUUAAAAAGGGUAUUGAAUUUAAAACCUCUUUAAUGUGCUUGGAGUAUUUAAUUGAAAUAACACAUUCAUGGAAUCCUGAUUGUUUAAGAAUAAAAGCAUCGAAUAUUUUACCACAUAUUGCUGUACAUUUUCCCACAGCACUUCAGAAGAAAAAAUUAAAAUUCGUUAAGGAAUUUAUUAGUUUAAUGUUAUCCAUGCUGAUGGAUGAGGAUUUCGAUGUUCGAAAUAAUACGACAAAAGUAGUCUUAAGUUUACCCAAAGAAGAUCUUGGAAUAGAAAAUGUUUUAUCAACAAUGGCACAGAGAUUAUUUCUACAAUACACUGCUGACCUUCUUAAUGCAAUGAAAGCUGACGAUGAUUAUAUAAUAGCCGUGUUUAAGGCUGUAGCCGAGUCGCAAUUGGCUGCUGCAAAUAUAGACACGAGUGAUGGCAAUGCAAGCACCAUCAGUAACAGUACCGCUAAUAGUGAUUUAGAAGUUUUCGAUAAAAACGAAGCAAAUGUCUUUGCUGAACCCCUAAGAGCUAUUUCCGAUAAUAUUGUGAUAUACAAAAGUACGUUUAGUAACCGACACAAAGUGAUGAACGUAGUUAAUACGUAUAAAAUUUAUUAAAGAUUUAUUAUAAAUUCUUCUGUAAUGUUUUUUGUUUUCAUCGGAGAACAAUUUGAAUAUUUUCUGCAAACAGUUCAGAUAAAUAAUGAUUGUAUAUUUUUUAUAUUAUUAUGUAUGUGUCUUAUUUUAUUAGCGUAAGGAAUUUUUAAUAGAAAGGUUAUAUUAAAUGAAUAAAGAAUAUUUUAGUUAUGGAAUUUUUGUCAAUAUGUAUUUUAUACGUGUGGCAGUUCAAAUAGAAAAAUAUCAGGUUACACUACACAUGAAUGUAUUGAUUUGUUUUAUUUUUUAAAAUUUAACACCAUUGUCAAAAAUAUAGAAAAAGAAAAUUA